AGGGGUCCCGCGGCCCGGAGCCGACCGGCCCGGGGUGGCACCCGGAGCGGGUAUGGCGAGCUGGUGGCGGGCGCUCCAGCGCGCGGCCCGGCGCUACCCGUGGCCCACCAACGUGCUGCUGUACGCCGGGCUCUUCUCGGCGGGCGACGCGGUGCAGUAGCAGCUCCGCGGAGGCCCUGCCGACUGGCGGCAGACGCGCUGCGUGGCCGCCCUGGCCGUCACCUUCCACGGCCACUUCAACUACGCGUGGCUGCGGCUGCUGGAGCGCGCGCUGCCGGGCCGCGCGCCCCGUGUGGUGCUGGCCAAGGUGCUGUGCGACCAGACGGUCGGGGGGCCCAUCGCCCUCUCGGCCUUCUACACGGGUAUGAGUAUUCUCCAGGGAAAGAAUGAUAUAUUUUUGGACCUGAGACAGAAAUUCUGGAAUACCUAUAAGAGUGGUCUCAUGUACUGGCCUUUUGUUCAGCUGACCAACUUCAGCCUUGUGCCUGUGCACUGGAGGACGGCCUACACUGGGCUCUGUGGAUUUUUCUGGGCCACAUUCCUUUGCUAUUCACAGCAGAGUGGGGACGGCACUUUGGAGUCACUGUUCAUCUUCCUUCAUACAAAGGAGGUCUCCGCAGAGGCAAGACCCCCAGAGAAGUGA
This is a messenger RNA of Perognathus longimembris pacificus (Pacific pocket mouse), 643 nucleotides long. It is a transcript of the gene Mpv17l, whose product is annotated as MPV17 mitochondrial inner membrane protein like. The transcript has 4 exons. The record is from RefSeq and is a predicted model, not a curated record. Lineage: Eukaryota; Metazoa; Chordata; Mammalia; Rodentia; Heteromyidae. Gene Ontology annotation, cellular component: cytoplasm; membrane.